Molecule: messenger RNA, 3810 nt
Organism: Hylaeus anthracinus
Lineage: Eukaryota; Metazoa; Arthropoda; Insecta; Hymenoptera; Colletidae
Product: myb-like protein Z
Exons: 7
Coding region: 532-2322 (596 amino acids)
Source: RefSeq, a predicted model, not a curated record
UUUCAGAACACACUGGAAAUCUUGUGCAAGAGCUGACCGUCUGCCAAUAUGGAACCGAAAGGAGGAGGGGUACUGAAGUUUUAGUAGCCGCCAUGUUUUUCUCUGAGUGGGGUGUGUAGAAGAGGCCGGGGUGAAAAUCAUCUCUCGAGGCAUGCAGUGUCAAAAUGGGAAGGAAACAAACUAUACCUGUUAUCCUUCGCUAAGACCUGCCGCCUCAUUUACACAAAAUAUCCACCACCUGUGCACAAGAACUAAGUAAUUUUUAAUCAACGUAACUGAAACUACAAGAAGUAUUACUACUGAUUGUGGGUAACGUAACUAAAACUGAGAAAUUACAAGUAACAAAGAGAAGCAACAGAACAUUUAUCAAGCUAAUAAAUGUUAAGGUGGUGGAUUGAGUAAAAUUGAAACAUUAAAAGGACAAUAAUAUAAUACCGUAACUCUAUUGUAAAUAGGAGAGAAGAUGAUCACCCUGGAGGUAGCAGAGUCUGUAAAAGUUCUUGGGUCUUGGGGGAACUUUAUUAAAAGGAAAUGAGGAAUCCGGCGUUACACCUGGUUGGGAUAGCGGCAUCCCCUGGAGGAGGCGAAGUGUUUGAUACAAGGGCCGAGGAGGAGUUGCGCCAGUGGCUGGAAGCACGCUUGGACGCAUUGGGAAUAGACCCAGUUGCGUACUCGCGAUUUGUGCUUAGCCUACUGCGUCGCCCCAACUCGGCCCUCAGUCCUCCAGAAGAAGCAAUAGGUACAGGUAGAAGUGGAGGACGUCGCAUUCGUGCUCGUCCUAAAGCUAAGCUACCAACACAAGGAGACCGAGUACAGAGACGUGCUGUUGUGCAAUGUCUGACGAGUGCUGCCGAUAACAAAUGUGGGGUGGAAACGCUAGUCGAUGAAUUAUGUAUGAAAUUGCGGGACUUGGAAGGAGGUGGCUCAGACGAGAAAGAGGAAGUAUCCGCAAAGUCUGAUUGUGAAAAUAAAACAAACUUAGAGUUGCUUACACCACGUGACAGAGCUCUCAGAUACUACGCGGCUUUUCCUGCUUUGCAACCUACGCCCCUUAAAAAGGUUUCUCAGAGAAAGGAUAAAAACUUUGGAAAUAAUAAUAAUAAUAAUAAUAACAACAACAACAAUAAUAACAACAACAACAAAAUCAACGGAGUCAAGUAUAAUAAUAACAAGAACAACAAUAAAUCUCGCAAUAAGAAGACUAAAAUGUCCAUUAGUAUUGACUCGCGCAGAUUAGAAGACAAAGAAAGUUUUGGAUUUGCUAAAUCAAUGGAGCUUGAAAGAGAAAAAGAACGAGAAUUAGAAUUAGAUCAACUCAGAUUGGCACAGUUGCAAGCAAAGUUUGACGAGAGCUUAGAAGCACUUUGGGAUUCAGGACCAGGCAAUGCACAGGACACGGCUUCUAUUUGGGCAGCUCCUACUCUUUCUAUUCCUUCAGGACCUCUUUGGCCGACAGACACUACCGAGACAAUCUUUACUUUAUCCACCUCGGACAAUGGUUAUGCUACUGACACACCGUACCAAGAAUCUAUCGUUGACGACUCGCCGCUUAUUCCAUGGGACAUUGAUUUAAUCAGUAUCGAAGAUUAUGCGGAUGAAUGUAAUAACAAAAAUAAAUCAGAGAGCAACGUUAACUGGUCUGAUUCCGCAAUGGAUGGAUCUUGGUGCUGGAAAGGGCUUGGCAGUAACUUAGCCGCCUUGGGUCACAGUCCUCAGACGGGCAGUUGCUUCUUUCCAGUUGCACCGCGUAAGACACCCAUUGGAACACGCAAGGAAUCUCAUUCAAAUCUGAAGGUGAACAGCCUUCCAGAACCUGACGAGGAUUUGCUUACUUCCGCUCGCACACACUUUCGUCCGAUAAAGGAUGACGGUCAGUGGGCCGAUGGAACUACGUUCCCUGUGAACAAUACUUUAGAGCGGGUUGCGUAUCGUAGAUCCGAGUCAGGGAACUUGUUAUACCUUCCUGGUGGAGAGAGUCCAUACAUGGAAUAUCGAGAGAACGACUCGCCGAUUCCUCCAGUGUCUUCGAAUUUAACGUUGAAAUUUAGGGUGCGUCAAUGUGACAAGUGCGUUCAAACCGAGCCCAUUCGAUCUCCGGUCAAACGCAGAAUUCUCUCCGAACAGGAUCAAUUUCAUUAUACUCCGGUCGGAGAGGAAGAUACAGUUAUUCGCGAAGAGGAGAAAAUCGAGAAAGAUUGCUAUGCAUUGGGUCAACUGGGCUGGGUACGAUCUAACGUACCUCUGCACAAUGAUAGGAAGAGAAGGCACAGUAGCAGCUUCGGAUGCCAGCCUCUGACGACUUUGCGUCCGUUGACCUUAUGAACUGGAUAAAUACGAGCUGCUAAAAUGCUCUAAUGAUUCAAGAUCCGAGGUUUAGCUACACGUUUCUUUUCCAAGACGAAGACGCAAACCGUUAAUGAACACGACAGAAAGGGGGGGGCCUCUUGGCAUGUGGAAUUUGUUAUGCAUGUAUCCAAGACGGUGCCGUUAAUAAUAAUAGUAAUAAUAAUAGUAAUAAUAAUAAAAAAAAAAAUAUCCCCCGUUGUCGUUAAACAAAGAAGUAAAACAAAAAAUGCGAAGCGAGAUGAAAGGAAUAUUAUAUGUUCAUUUAGAUAAUUAUUAUUAACCCUUUGACAAGUAAAGCAAAAAAGAAAUGGAACAAAGUAAAAAAAAAAGUAUAUGUUACGCAGCAUUCAAUGAUGUGCGCGUGUGCACGCACGCGCGACUGAAAGGGAGAAGAUAAAAAAAAAAUAUAUUGAGAACGUAGUCCACGAGAUUUCGUUUGUAGCUUGUUAAUAAUUUUACGCGAACUUUCGAGAAGAAGAGAGAACAAACACCAAAAAAAAAAAAAAUUAGUGCGCUGAUUUUCUAUAGAGAUAGUAGUAAGCAGAGUUAUCCUUUUUUCUGUUUCUCAUCCGAUGUGCAGGCAUUUCGUGUGCGCUUCAUUGGAUGACGUAUUGCAAACAACGAGAGAAAAGAGAUAGAUAGAUAGAUGUACAUAUAUAGAGAGGGCGGGGGGGUGGGCGGGGGGGGGGGGGAGUAUGGAAUAAAAAAAAGAUAACCAUGAAAAAGUGCCCUAAAAAAAAAAAAAAAAGACAGAAUUACACUGAAAAUCGAGAGAGAGCGAGAGGGGGGGGGGUAAUUUCGAAGACGGAGUACUUAUAUAAACGAAUAAAAUGGGAAAAUCAAUCAUAAAGUGGCGCACGACAAUUACACCACGAAAUCAUCGUCGAAAUAAUGUUCUAUUUUCUUGUUGUUUUCUUUUCGUAAUUAUUAAUGGAUUAUCUUAAUUGUAUCUCCCUAACUAUAAUUUAACUUCCUAGAAGAAUAAUACCCUAAUUCCCCCUUCCACCUAUCAUCGAAUCCCAUGUUUCGAACAUACCCCAGUAUCCAAUGCUUUUCCUGUGCUCCCUCGGAGGAAAUAUAUCGGAUAACUAAGAACGUACAUGUGGGUAAACGAGGAAGAAAAAUGAAAUAACGUGUAUGGUGGGACGCACGCCUACCCUCGGUGCGAAGGUACGGCGAAGCCGUAUAAGAAACGUUAUUCGAGAGUUGAAUGCCUUUUAAACAAGAGAAACGUAUAAAUAUAUAAGAAACAAGGGUUGAAGUAACGCGGAAACAUGACGCGAAAAGGGUUACUCGCGAUAACGAACGAAAUGUUUCGUAUGAAAAGUGUGCGAUGCGAUGAGAAAGAUGGAAUAAAGAAAAAAAAAAAAAGAAUCUAAACAUGUAUUCUCUGAGCGAAUCAAUGUACGCAAAGGGAGUAAUCAAAUAAAGGCAUUGCAAACGCUGAUGUUGCAUAUUAUGGUA